AUUACAGCUAUUUGUAUUUUCAUCGCUAGCACUGCUGCCAGUGCCCAUUGCGAUUCACUGCGCCCGAAAAGGGGAUAGUGACACAACAAUCUGCUGGGACAUGUACUCAUUUUCGUUUAUUUGAAACACGCUCUAUCGAUAGCUGGUGCCGAUGUGCAGCCAGAGAAAGCGUAAGGAGCCACGGAGAGCGGAUAGUUCUCCGUUCCCACCGUCCUUUAGCUGCUGCCUCUGAUAGCAGCUAACGCAGCUAACACUCCAGUGGAGGUAACGCUAGCUGGCUGGCUGACAGCUGGCCCGGCUAGCUCCGUGUCCUCAGCAGUGCCGUGGAUUUACUCGCUGAAACAAUGACUAGUCUCUGACAUUGAGAGGACCUAGGCCCAGUUGGUUGUCACAUACUGGUGUAGUCAGCCAGAACCCAUAAGUACCAAGGUGGGGGUCUCUACCGUGGUGCUAUUGAGAAUAAGUGGGUGGACAGCACCAACCAACCUGCCGGAUGCACUUUGUUGUGACCUGCAAGAGCUGCCAAUAUGAUGCCGAUGAUAUUGACAGUGUACCUCAGCGACGGGGAACAGGCUGCGACUGAGGUGCCCAUCACCCCUGAAACGACGUGCCGCGAUGUUGUUGAGUUCUGCAAAGAGCCCGGCGAGAGCGGCUGCCAUCUGGCUGAGGUCUGGAGAGGCAACGAGCGAGCGAUCCCCUUCGAGCACAUGAUGUACGAACAUCUGCAGAAAUGGGGUCCUCGCAAACUAGAGGUCAAAUUCUUCCUCAGGCAUGAAGAUUCGCCAACAGAGAGCAGUGAUCAAGGGAGUCAGCAGUCGCAGGAUCAGACGAGUCGCAGAACUGGGAACACUGGAGAGAAGCACAAUGAGAAUGGGGUCGGGAAUCAGCGGGUGGAGCUCACACUGUCGGAGCUGCAGGAGAUGGCAACACGGCAGCAGCAGCAAAUAGAGGCUCAGCAGCAGAUGCUUGUUGCAAAGGAGCAACGUUUGCGUUACCUGAAGCAGCAAGAGCGGCGUCAGCAGCAAACCGUUUCAGAGGGCGAGAAGCUACAGAGGCUAAAGGAACGUGUUGAGACCCAGGAGGCAAAGCUCAAGAAGAUUCGGGCCAUGAGAGGCCAGGUGGACUACAGCAAGGUCAUCAAUGGCAACUUGUCUGCAGAGAUUGAGCAAGUUAGUGGCCUGUUCCAAGAGAAGCAGGCAGAGUUACAGUCGGCUGUGUUGAGGGUGGAGCAGCUCAGCCUGCAACUGGAGGACCUGCGGAGAGGAAAGCUCAAUGGCAUACAGACCACUCUGGGUAGCCAAGUAACUGGCGCUGCAGCCCUAGAGCUCCGUAAACUCUACCAGGAGCUUCAGAUACGAAACAAGUUGAACCAGGAGCAAAACAGCAAGCUGCAGCAGCAGAAGGAGAUUCUGAACAAGCGCAACAUGGAAGUGACGCUCAUGGACAAGCGCAUUAGCGAGCUACGGGAACGCCUCUACAAGAAAAAAGCUGAGGCACGUCAAAAAGAGAACCUCCCUUUAAACAGAGCCAACGGGCCUCCCUCUCCUCAGCCAACUCCUGGGACUCUGGGCCGAGUUGCUGCCGUUGGGCCGUACAUACAAGUCCCUCUAUCGGGCCGACAGGAAGGAGGCUACACCAUGCCGCCAGAGCCACUGAAGCCCCAGACUUUGAGUGUCAAUAAUCAAGCAAAUCAUGGCCGCACCAAGUCAGACGGUCUGCGAAAGCCUCCCAGUCCUUGGAAAGUGUCUGAUUUAGACAUCGUUGUGGACCCGGUAACCCCAUCCCUUCCAGAAUCACACCCAGGCCCUGGAGCCUCCACUGGCUCUGACGGCACGUCCCCUAAUGAUACUGGUUGGCCGUCUGUUGGAAAGACAAACACAACUCUAAAGCCUCCUGAAAGAAGAGACUCUGGGACCGACACCCAGGGCAAAAGCCCUCCCUCAAGCUCCCCCAUCACUCCAAGUGCGGAAAAGGUACUUGAACCCAAAAUGGUUGUCUCUUCCCCCGCCAUAUCCAAGCCACAGCCACCUCCCUACGGCUCCCACCUCUCUUCUGCAAACUCAGCCUGCACUUUGGAGCGAAGAAAGGAUGUACCACCUCCUCCUCGACCACUCCCUCCACCUCCUGCUUGGCCUCGCACUCCCUCUUCCACAGGCUCGUCCUCCCAGCAGAUCCAGCAACGCAUCUCAGUACCACCAAGUCCGACCUUACAGCCUAAUUCUCCGCUUUUCCCUCCCGGCCCAAGUGAGCGGCUUGAUCCACCGCCGGCUGUGGCAGUACGCCCCUUCAUCCCAGACAGAGGGUCACGACCUCAGUCGCCCCGUAAAGGUCCACCUACUAUGAAUUCCAGCUCCAUCUAUCACAUGUACCUCCAACAAGCAGCGCCAAAGAGCCAGCAAUUCAAGCCUGCUCCCAAAGCAGUGUAUGGGAAGCCUGUUCUCCCCUCCAGCUCGACGCCUCCCUCGCCCUUGCCUUUCGUUCAGGCAGGAGGGGCUUUCCCGUUGCUCCAAGGCCAACCCGGCAGCGAUGACACCGUGGAUGGAGAAAUUUAUGAUCACGAGGGCUUCCAGCACCUAGAGCCCUCAGCGCCUCCUCCCAGUGUGGAGAACAUCCCACGACCACUCAGCCCCACAAAGCUAACACCCAUGGUACACUCCCCAAUGCGCUACCAAAGUGAUGCUGAUCUCGAGGUGCUGCGUAAAAAGCUGGCCAACGCUCCGAGGCCACUCAAGAAGCGCAGCUCCAUCACAGAACCAGAGGGCCCCAGCGGACCUAACAUUCAGAAACUGCUCUACCAGAGAUUCAACACCCUAGCAGGAGGCAUAGAGGGGAAUGGAGUCAGUGGAUCAGGAGGAGGCAAUGGUGCAGGUAGUGGAACUCCAUUUUAUCAGCCAGCUAAUCCUCCCGCAUAUACGGGAGGUGAUUCUGUGGCUGAUACAGACAAUGGCAACCUCCCCUCUGGGAUGUCGCUACCGCCACCACCGGGGACAGAGGAGCUGGGCUCCGAGGCUCCACCUCCAUCUACUGACGAUAAUGACAACGACCCGCUGCCUCCACCACCAGAAGAUCUGGAUGAUCCCGCUGAGGAAGAGGGACCAGAAGACAAUAACAACAAUGUGGGAACCUCUGAGCCGUCACUCCCCAGCCCUGUGCCAGAGGUCAGCACUCCAGAGGAGAGCGGCACGGCGGCCUCUCAACCACUGGAGAAACGCACAAACCUCAAGAAACCAAACUCUGAGCGAACUGGUCACGGCUUCAGAGUGAAGUUCAACCCGCUCGCCCUCCUGCUAGAUGCCUCCUUGGAGGGAGAGUUUGACCUCGUCCAGAGGAUCAUCUAUGAGGUGGAAAAUCCAAGCACUCCCAACGAUGAGGGCAUCACACCGCUGCACAAUUCAGUGUGUGCUGGACAUCACCACAUAGUCAAGUUCCUGCUGGAUUUUGGUGUGAACGUCAACGCUGCAGACAGUGAUGGAUGGACUCCGCUCCACUGUGCCGCCUCCUGUAACAGUGUUCAUCUCUGCAAGUUGUUGGUUGAGUCGGGUGCAGCCAUCUUUGCCAGCACCAUCAGUGAUGUGGAGACGGCAGCAGAUAAGUGCGAAGAGAUGGAAGAGGGCUUUAUCCAGUGCUCCCAGUUUCUGUAUGGUGUUCAAGAGAAGCUGGGUGUCAUGAAUAAGGGGACAGUGUACACUCUGUGGAAUUACGAAGCCCAGAACCAGGACGAGCUGUCGUUCAGCGAGGGGGACGCCAUCACCAUCCUGCGACGACAGGAUGACAGUGAAACUGAGUGGUGGUGGGCACGACUUGAGGACAAAGAGGGCUACGUGCCCCGCAACCUGCUGGGGCUCUAUCCCAGGAUCAAGCCUCGCCAGCGCUCCUUGGCAUAGCGUCGUCUCACUCCACUGACCUGUGGCUAACAACUGGACCAGUGACAAAACCAAGUGCAGAGAACAAAGGAGCAGGCUGCCCCAUCUUCUCCCUGUGGCCAUAACCUCCCCUGGCCCUGUGCCUCUGACAAAACCCUUCUCUCUGAAGCCAUGGGCACUGAACUCUGACACACAUAUUUACAUCUACUAAGGCAUAGACGCACAUACGUUGAACCACAAGCACUCCACACACACACACACACAAACAAACCCACAGUUAUUUUUACCCCGAUUCAGUGUCAGCUCUGUAUCAGACAUCCACUUGAAGAAUAAAACACUAACCCUCAUCUCAGUAUUUCUUGCAGUAUUCCCAUUCUCCAGUCAUCUUCAUCUCCCUAAUGAGACCUAUGACGGCACUGGUCUAUAUGACACUAUAUGGUGACUGGAAAAUCACUGUAAAUGGUGAGAAGUUGCUGAUUUGUGUCAGUGUAAAGUAAAAUGUAACUAUUGGGUAUUUAAAUUAUUUUAAUACCAAUUUGAUCCCCCCUGAAUGAAGAAACACUAACACAGAAUAUUGUGCUCUACGUUUGUUGUUAGUGUAGUCCAACCACCAAAGAUAAAUAUGGAUUAAGUAGUUUAAAUUCACUUAAGCAGAAUUGCUGACGUGCGAGAUAAUCAACUGAUUUGCUAUCGGUUAGGAUCAACCGCUCCCAUAUUCUUAAUGGAGCAGAAAACGGAUUUUGUAAAAUAGGAACGUUGUAAAUCCCCAGUAUUGACAAAGCAAAGAUGAACACAGACUCACAGCUCACAAUCAUCACUUUUCAUGACCUUCGAUGCGAGUCAUGUUUGUUUAUUAAGUCGCAUCUGUUCAAGAUGUGUAGCAAGAACA
Molecule: messenger RNA, 4752 nt
Organism: Solea solea (common sole)
Lineage: Eukaryota; Metazoa; Chordata; Actinopteri; Pleuronectiformes; Soleidae
Gene: ppp1r13bb
Product: protein phosphatase 1, regulatory subunit 13Bb
Exons: 19
Coding region: 528-3884 (1118 amino acids)
Biological process (GO): regulation of apoptotic process
Cellular component (GO): nucleus
Molecular function (GO): p53 binding
Source: RefSeq, a predicted model, not a curated record